Olea europaea var. sylvestris is the source of this 1255-nucleotide messenger RNA. RefSeq lists its product as uncharacterized. Bases 277 to 1083 code for a protein of 268 amino acids. The record is from RefSeq and is a predicted model, not a curated record. NCBI's taxonomy places the organism in Eukaryota, Viridiplantae, Streptophyta, Magnoliopsida, Lamiales, Oleaceae. The transcript has 4 exons.
CUACCAAGUACCAUCCAUUUCUCUCGUAUCUCCAAUCCUUUAACUCCACCUUCGUCCCUAUUUUAAAUGGUCGAGAUCGAUCGCUGAUUAAAAAAAUUGGAGACUUUGCCAAUGAAGAAAAGAAAGUACAAAUCAAUCAAUUUUGUGCAAAUAAAAAAAUUGAUAUUAUUUUAAUUUUUCUUUCACCGUCCACGUUCUAUGACGUUACUUGUUACCUUACCCAUUAUUUAGUACAAGUUCAGAGUCUCUUAUCGAGAAACACUCUAGUGAUAAGGUAUGGGAGGCGCCGGAGCGAUGAAGGCCGCGUUGAAGGUGACUAGGACAUUGCCGAUGAAUGGAGCCAGGCGGCUCACGGUAGAGAACCAUCCGGUCUCGGUUGCUGCCGUGUCCACCCGCUCAUCGGCAGCGAUGGACUCACCACUGAUGGCUUCUUCGUCACAAUCGAAGGAGGAGCUGAGGGUUACGGCCGGUGAGCCUUUGCCUAGGGUUAUUUUUGUCGGCCUGCCCACUCUUCAGGAAGCAAGAGAAGCAACUUCUGAACUAUCGCACGCAGGCCAAUUAUUUCUAGCUUCAUCUAAUCCUGUUCGACAUGAGGACAUGACUGUAGGAGAUCAACAUCCAAACUCAUCGCUGCGGUCAAACUCACAUUUGUCUACGGGUGCUAUUCAAGCAUUUCAGCUUCUAAAUCAAAGCCCACGAGUUCAGAAUGUUGUUUCAUCUAUUGUUGCUGAUUCAAAUGUGUGGAAUGCUGUGAUACAAAACCAAGAUUUUCAGGAUUUGCUCCAAUCACGCAGGAGUCUCGCUACUACUAUUCUCGAUCAGCCGUCUCUGGGUACAGUCGAUAAUGAUAUCUCAUUUGGGUCGAUUACAAAUUUUUUGCAGAUGAUGAAGGGGAUUGUGGUGGACGUGAUGGAUUGGAUGAUCCAUUGGUCCAUAUUGUUCAAGAAUUUAACUGAAGCUGAUCGAAUGCCUCAAAAUGACAAUGGAAGUACAAGAUUUGACUCUUCAAAUAAUUUGUUAAAAUCAAUCAUUGGGUUGGUAAUCUCGGUGAUAAUGAUGAUUUUGAUGAAACGUAAUAAAUAAUCUCUCUUCGAGUUGUAUAUAUUCGUCGAACUUUCCAUGCUUCCAUGUAUUACGAACUCUUGAAUUAGCAAUGGCUCUUGAAUUGCAUGACAUCAGGAGAAUUAUCUGUUUGUCUUUUUGUGAAUUGUCGCAGUUGCUUUUUAAUAAGAAUAAAGUAAUUUUAUGGUGUUCA